This is a messenger RNA of Nezara viridula (southern green stink bug), 228 nucleotides long. The record is from the annotation of a GenBank genome assembly. NCBI's taxonomy places the organism in Eukaryota, Metazoa, Arthropoda, Insecta, Hemiptera, Pentatomidae.
AUGGAUAGCUCCGAGACGUCAGACCGUUUGAUUGCCAUAGAAAUGCGGUGCCAUAGAGUGGCAGGUAAAACAAAAAGGGAUUGCAUCAGAAAUGAGACCAUAAGAGAGCAGUUGGCCAUACAUGAAGACCACUUUCCAGAGACGACAGCUAAGAUGGGCAUGUGUGCAGGAUGCAUGAGGACCGAGACCCAAGAAGGGUAAUGGAAGACUGAUCAACAGAAGAAGUCA